UGGUUUUCAAACCAAAUUCAGUGUGGAAGACGGUUAGAAAUCGAUUUACUGGCAGAAGAUAUAUGAGGGCCGUGGGAGCUGGAUUAUGUGCAAUUGGGAGACGAAUAGAAUGUUUUGAUGAGAGAAUACCAUCUGAAAAACAAGCAUAUAUAAACUUUCUUAGUAGAGAGGCGAAAGGCAUAACUGAUGUUACUCAUCGUAUGGG
Molecule: messenger RNA, 205 nt
Organism: Scutellospora calospora
Lineage: Eukaryota; Fungi; Glomeromycota; Glomeromycetes; Diversisporales; Gigasporaceae
Source: the annotation of a GenBank genome assembly